CCGCCUUUCCCCGGCGUCUCGGCCAAUGAUUUGUCAGUAAGUAAUUUGAGGAAGACGGUUUAUUAUUUCUUACGUAUGACAGAACCAUUCAUAACAGCUUCAUUAAAACCAGGAUGGCGAACUCAGUCACCAAGGAAAUCUCCUAUGAGGAUCUGAAAGCACUCAUGGGAAAAAGCCAGAAUCUCUUACUGGUUGAUGUCCGCACGAAAGACGAAGUGGAUAAGGGACGUAUUCCAGGAUCUGUUAACAUCCCAGUUGAUUCAGUAGAGGCUGCUUUUGCAAUGGAGCCAGAAGCAUUCAAGGCCAAAUACGGAGUAACCAAGCCACCGUUGGAAGCACCCGAGCUGGUGUUCCACUGCCAGAUGGGCAGGAGAGGAGCAAUGGCUACAAACACAGCCUAUAAACUGGGAUAUGUGAAUGCACGUAAUUAUGCUGGAGCAUACAAGGAGUGGACCGAGAAGGAGGGAAAGUGAUUCAGGUUAACUAUAUAAAUCUAUGUAGUGGCACACAUAUUUAUACUAACGACGGUUGUGAAAGCCUGACAGACAAAAUAGAGUUUUUUUAAAACAUGUUUCUGUUUGUUAUCUUUUCAUGCAGCUUUGUUUUCAUACACUGGAUCAGUGUACUGAAAGUGUAUGAAUUUAUACAAAUAAAAUAAAUUAUGUUGUCUGUUUUUCCGAU
Acanthopagrus latus (yellowfin seabream) is the source of this 681-nucleotide messenger RNA. Its product is annotated as thiosulfate:glutathione sulfurtransferase. The record is from RefSeq and is a predicted model, not a curated record. The transcript is spliced from 4 exons. NCBI's taxonomy places the organism in Eukaryota, Metazoa, Chordata, Actinopteri, Spariformes, Sparidae. Bases 114 to 473 code for a protein of 119 amino acids. Gene Ontology annotation, molecular function: thiosulfate-thiol sulfurtransferase activity. Gene Ontology annotation, cellular component: cytoplasm.